Erythranthe guttata (spotted monkey flower) is the source of this 2813-nucleotide messenger RNA. RefSeq names its product GRAS family protein RAM1. The record is from RefSeq and is a predicted model, not a curated record. NCBI's taxonomy places the organism in Eukaryota, Viridiplantae, Streptophyta, Magnoliopsida, Lamiales, Phrymaceae.
AAAAAAAUGGGUCCAUUCCAUUGUAUGAACAUACAUUUGUUAAAAUUUGAUGUUUAUUAGUUUAUAUUUAUAGAGCAGCAUGAGGAGCAUCAAAACUGAGAUGGGAAACCUGAAAAUAUCAGUGGGGGGUGGUGUAAAAAGUGAGAAUUCAUGCUGCACAAAAGAGGAGCCCACCUCACCUGGCAAGACGAACAUUUGUUCUUCGUCAUCAGAUUUCGAAACAAGCACCAUAACCAGCAGCAGCUUAACCCCGGUUGCAAGCCUAUCCAACUUGAUCCCCACAAAUCUCUCUAUUCCAUCUGCUGCUCUCAAAUUCGAAGAACAAAAUGGAGAUAUCGAAAUCCAUUCCCCAGAUUAUUCAAUGUGGGAAUCCAUCUUCACCGAUCACCUUUUAGACGGUGAUUUCAUGAUGUGCUCCCCGCUGAUGAACAACAACAUGCUCUCACCAAACUACAACAUCUACAACAACUGUGGCGGCUAUGCUCCGUCUCUGCCAGCCCUUGUGGGGUCUCCCCCUCGCUUUCCUCCCGCAAUGCAUGCUCUUGUGGGGUCCCCACCUCGAUUCCCGUCCCCUCUCGGGCCCCACAGGGGGAAGGGGUUGAGCCCUCUCAACAGGGUUUUCAACUCGCCGGGGAAUCAGUUCAUGCAGGUGGAUCAAAUCGAGAGCCUUUCUUUGCCUGCCCUCGAGAGCCUAUUGGAUGAUGACACUAGUUAUGAUUGUAAAGGCAAUGCUGGUGAACAUUUCGUGUCGUUUUCUCCGAUGAAGAUAGCUGGCGAUUGCUAUGAUGUCAUGCCUGAGCUACUGGAGUGUCUCACCAUGCCUGAUUCCACCAGGUUUAGUGAUAGUAGUAAUUCUGUUCAGGUAAGUUCACAAGAGAGUGGUAUUUAUGAUGUGGGAGUUUCUAUUGCACCUCAACCAUUAUCCCAACAAUUGCAACAAGAAAGGCAACAGGAGCAGCAGCAUAGACAACCUCAACAACAACAACAACCACAAUUUCAUCAGCAAAACCAGAUUCAGACAAUGCACAAUACGUUGACGGUCCCAAUUCCCCAACCUGAACAGGAGCAAGAUUGUGGACUACAGCUGGUGCAUCUUCUUUUGGCUUGUGCAGAAGCAGUUUCCAAGGAGGAUUACAUGCUAGCAAGAAAAUACCUCCACCACCUAAAUCGAGUGGUCUCCACCGAUGGCGACUCGAUGCAGCGUGUUGCAGCUUGCUUCACCGAAGCCCUCACUGCAAGAUUAGCUGCAACACUCACGAAUAAACCUAGCACCUCCAAGCUCAUUCCUUUCAACCCUUUCCCUCCCGACAACCUAGAAAUCCUCAAGAUUUAUCAGAUCCUGUACCAGGCCUGUCCCUACAUUAAAUUUGCUCACUUCACUGCCAACCAAGCCAUUUUCGAGGCAUUUGAAUCUGAGGGACGUGUCCACGUCAUCGAUCUUGAUAUCCUACAAGGCUAUCAAUGGCCUGCUUUCAUGCAAGCCCUAGCUGCAAGGCCUGGUGGGGCCCCGUUUCUUCGAAUCACUGGUGUGGGCCCUUCUCCUGAGUCUGUAAGAGAAACUGGGAGAUGUUUGAGUGAGCUGGCUCAUUCUCUCCACGUACCUUUUGAAUUCCAUCCUGUUGGUGAAGAACUUGAAGAUCUAAAACCCCACAUGUUCAACAGAAGGGUGGGUGAGGCUUUGGCUGUCAACUCGGUUAACAGACUUCACCGGGUACCAGGGAAUGCUCUUGGAAACCUGUUAACUAUGAUUAGGGAUCAAGCACCGAACAUAGUGACCAUAGUUGAACAAGAAGCAAGUCACAAUGGGCCGUAUUUCCUAGGACGAUUUCUUGAGGCCUUGCACUAUUAUUCGGCUAUUUUCGACUCGUUGGAUGCUACUUUUCCAUCUGAAUCUGAACAGAGGACAAAAGUGGAGCAGAAUAUUUUUGCACCGGAGAUUAAAAAUAUUGUAGCACAUGAGGGGCCUGAGAGAGUGAUGAGGCAUGAAAGGCUCGAAAAAUGGAGGAAAAUAAUGGAAGGGAAAGGAUUCCAAGGGGUGCCACUGAGUUCAAAUGCAGUGACUCAGUCAAAAAUACUGCUGGGACUUUAUUCUUGUGAUGGGUACAGGUUGACAGAAGACAGGGGUUGUUUGCUUUUGGGGUGGCAAGAUAGAUCUAUUCUAGCUGCUUCUGCAUGGCGAUGCUAAUGCUUAUAUGCCAUGCAUACGUGUUUGUGUUUCAGUAUCAGUUGAUUAGAUUAUUCAUGAUUGUUUUAAUCUAAUCUAAGCACACAUAAGCCAUAUAAAGUUAAAAGACAGGACAAAAGAGGAAAGGGAGACAAGAGUUAUUAAUCUUGUUUUGUUUAUCUUGAAUGGGACCUUAGGAUUAGGUCAAACAUUGAUUGGCUUAAUAAUAAUAAUCUUUUAUCAUUUGUUUAUUGUGUGUUUAUACACUACAGAUGGCUCGUGACUUUUGUCGUUGAUGUCUAUAUUUGACUACAGAAUUACUCAUCGCAUCGCUAGUGUGGAAACAUAUACGGGACUACCAAUUGAUCAACUUCCCCGUGAAAUAUAGAUUUCGAUUAUGUAAUAAAUAAAUAACGACAGGGCCAUUUUAACUAAUAAUAUCGUAAUUAGCAGCACGGAUAAUAAAAAAGUUUACCGGUGAAUCAAAGUAACCGGUUAGGUUUACCCAGCAGCUGGAGCAGAAUGCUGAUAAGUCUGAAUCAACAUCUGCCAGUAAGAAAAUAGAAUAAUCGAAAUUACCUCACUAGAAUUUAUAAACUUAUUAAUUUUUCAUCAAAAUUCACAGCCAAGGACUUUAUUUAACACAAGC